AUGUCGAGGAGAAUGGGCGAGCAAGUCGGCCUGCGCGUGGUCGUGUUCAACUACCAGCCGCAAGCCGUCGAGGCGGUGGUCGUUCUGUCUGCCUCGCCUGACUACAAGUUCGUGCAUGUCGAGGAGAAUGGCAUCGUGAGUAUACAAGUUAAACAGGCCGAACAUUCUUCAAUCAAGUGGAAGGGCCGGACCGUUGCCGGCAGGGCGAGCAAGUCGGCCUGCGCGUGGUCGUGUUCAACUACCAGCCGCAAGCCGUCGAGGCGGUGGUCGUUCUGUCUGCCUCGCCUGACUACAAGCCGAACAUUCUUCAAUCAAGUGGAAGGGCCGGACCGUUGCCGGCAGGGCGAGCAAGUCGGCCUGCGCGUGGUCGUGUUCAACUACCAGCCGCAAGCCGUCGAGGCGGUGGUCGUUCUGUCCGCCUCGCCUGACUACAAGUUCGUGCAUGUCGAGGAGAAUGGCAUCGUCCGCUCAUACAAUCCGCGCACGUCAUUCGGCGAGCACCAGUUCUUCGUGUACAUCGCGGCCGGCGACGCGGCCACCGUGCACGUGCCCGUCGUGCCCACCCGCCUCGGCGACGUGCACGUGCACUUGCACGCCUCCACCCUGCAGGGGCAGCAUAAAUACACUAAGAAGAUCACUGUCGAGGCGGACGGCCUCCCCCAACACCGGCACCAAUCAGUCCUCCUCGACCUCUCCAACCGCGCCUACGUCUUCCAAUACAUGCACGUGAACGUCACCGAAACGCCCAUCAUCCCCUACGAGGUCGAUCGCUACUACGUGUUCGGCUCCAACCGGGCCAGGGUCUCUGUUGUUGGAGACGUGGUUGGUCCCCUGUUCCCCACGAUGCCGAUUAAUGCUACGUCUCUACUGAGGUUACCCAUGGAUUCAGCCGAACAGAACAUGUUCAGCUUUGCUGCCAACAUGUACUUCACACUGUACAUGCGUCUCAUCAACCAACGCAACCGGACCUUGGAGAAGGACGCGUUCUACCACAUGAACAUUCUAUACCAACGCCAGCUGUCCUUUAUGAAGCCAGACGGGAGUUUCAGCCUGUUCCGAAGUGACUGGUGAGUACUUCACACUGUA
Molecule: messenger RNA, 1086 nt
Organism: Cydia fagiglandana
Lineage: Eukaryota; Metazoa; Arthropoda; Insecta; Lepidoptera; Tortricidae
Product: CD109 antigen-like
Exons: 6
Coding region: 1-1071 (356 amino acids)
Molecular function (GO): endopeptidase inhibitor activity
Source: RefSeq, a predicted model, not a curated record